Molecule: messenger RNA, 1258 nt
Organism: Nomascus leucogenys (northern white-cheeked gibbon)
Lineage: Eukaryota; Metazoa; Chordata; Mammalia; Primates; Hylobatidae
Gene: ACTA1
Product: actin alpha 1, skeletal muscle
Biological process (GO): skeletal muscle thin filament assembly
Cellular component (GO): actin filament; striated muscle thin filament; stress fiber
Source: RefSeq, a predicted model, not a curated record
GGGCGUCAUGGUUGGUAUGGGUCAGAAAGAUUCUUACGUGGGCGACGAGGCUCAGAGCAAGAGAGGUAUCCUGACCCUGAAGUACCCUAUAGAGCACGGCAUCAUCACCAACUGGGAUGACAUGGAGAAGAUCUGGCACCACACCUUCUACAACGAGCUCCGCGUGGCUCCCGAGGAGCACCCCACCCUGCUCACCGAGGCCCCCCUCAAUCCCAAGGCCAACCGCGAGAAGAUGACCCAGAUCAUGUUUGAGACCUUCAACGUGCCCGCCAUGUACGUGGCCAUCCAGGCCGUGCUGUCCCUCUACGCCUCCGGCAGGACCACCGGCAUCGUGCUGGACUCCGGCGACGGCGUCACCCACAACGUGCCCAUCUAUGAGGGCUACGCGCUGCCGCACGCCAUCAUGCGCCUGGACCUGGCGGGCCGCGAUCUCACCGACUACCUGAUGAAGAUCCUCACUGAGCGUGGCUACUCCUUCGUGACCACAGCUGAGCGCGAGAUCGUGCGCGACAUCAAGGAGAAGCUGUGCUACGUGGCCCUGGACUUCGAGAACGAGAUGGCGACGGCCGCCUCUUCCUCCUCCCUGGAAAAGAGCUACGAGCUGCCAGACGGGCAGGUCAUCACCAUCGGCAACGAGCGCUUCCGCUGCCCGGAGACGCUCUUCCAGCCCUCCUUCAUCGGUAUGGAGUCGGCGGGCAUUCACGAGACCACCUACAACAGCAUCAUGAAGUGCGACAUCGACAUCAGGAAGGACCUGUAUGCCAACAACGUCAUGUCGGGGGGCACCACGAUGUACCCUGGGAUCGCUGACCGCAUGCAGAAAGAGAUCACCGCGCUGGCCCCCAGCACCAUGAAGAUCAAGAUCAUCGCCCCGCCGGAGCGCAAAUACUCGGUGUGGAUCGGCGGCUCCAUCCUGGCCUCGCUGUCCACCUUCCAGCAGAUGUGGAUCACCAAGCAAGAGUACGACGAGGCCGGCCCUUCCAUCGUCCACCGCAAAUGCUUCUAGACACACCACCUCCAGCGCGCGACUUCUCAGGACUACGAAUCUUCUCAAUGGGGGGGCGGCUGAGCUCCAGCCACCCCGCAGUCACUUUCUUUGUAACAACUUCCGUUGCUGCCAUCGUAAACUGACACAGUGUUUAUAACGUGUACAUACAUUAACUUAUUACCUCAUUUUGUUAUUUUUCAAAACAAAGCCCUGUGGAAGAAAAUGGAAAACUUGAAGAAGCAUUAAAGUCAUUCUGUUAAGCUGCGUAAA